This is a messenger RNA of Lentinula edodes (shiitake mushroom), 1383 nucleotides long. RefSeq names its product fungal-specific transcription factor domain-containing protein. The record is from RefSeq and is a predicted model, not a curated record. NCBI's taxonomy places the organism in Eukaryota, Fungi, Basidiomycota, Agaricomycetes, Agaricales, Omphalotaceae. The coding region runs from base 1 to 1383 and encodes 460 amino acids. Gene Ontology annotation, biological process: DNA-templated transcription. Gene Ontology annotation, molecular function: zinc ion binding; DNA binding. The transcript is spliced from 7 exons.
AUGAAUGAUGGUCUUGCCAAAUCCGUGCAAAGCUUCUCACUCAAUGACAAAAUUGAGUCCCCACGGCGACAUUUCGGUAAAUCAAGUAACCUGGUACUAAUGAGGAUGGCAGUGGACAUGAAGAAGGAAGUAAUGGGAGAUCAGCCAAUACCGAUUGUGAACAGGAGGCCAGAGUUCUGGACUGUAUAUCCUUGGCAACGUCAAAUCUUGAGACAUGAUCAACAGGACCCUCUCAGAUUUCCAGCACAUGAUUUACUUUGGGCUCUCAUUGAUCUGUACUUCAUACAUGUCCAUCCAUUCUUCCCCAUCUUGCAUCGCCCAACGUUCAUUAGAGCAGUAUCGGAUCAUUUACACAUUCGAGAUCAUGACUUUGGGAGGGUGGUCUUAUGUGUCUGCGCAAUUGGGUCUCGAUUCUCUCAAGAUCCGAGAAACUAUCCUGAAAAUAUAACCUCUGAGAAUUCUCUGGGCUGGCCUUGGUACCAGCAAGUCUCUCAGGUAGAGGCAAUUGAUGUCGAACUGCCUACGUUGUAUAAGUUGCAACAUUGCUGUGUAUGUCUCUCCGCAAUAUACCUUAAGGGUACGUCCAUGUUCCAUUCCACAUGGGAAGUCGUAGGUCUGGGCAUACGUUUUGCACAAGAAAUGGGAGUACACCGAAAACAAAAAGGGCAACCAAUGACUGUUCAAAACGAACUCUGGAGACGUACAUUCUGGGUACUUCUCGGACUUGAUGUGUUGGUGAGUAUAGAUUUUGGUCGACCUCGGGCAACAACAGAUGAUGACUUUGACUUAGAACUACCGAUUGAUUGUGACGAUGAAUACUGGGAAAAUGAUGAUCCAGCUCGAGCCUUCAUUCAACCUCCAGAUACUCCUUCCGCCUCAUCAUUCUUUGUUUGUUAUGCAAAACUACUCGAGAUCGCGGGUUUGGCGCAUCGCAUGCUAUUUUCAGCAAGGAAGCUGCAUAUCGGGAAGAAGGUCAUUGCUUUUGGUCCUAAUUGGGACUAUAAAGUCGUAACAGAGCUCAACUCGGCCUUGAAUCAAUGGAUGUCUUGUAUACCAGACCAUUUGAAAUGGGAUCCUAAUAGAGAGGAUGGGCUAUUCCACCGUCAAUCCUGUAUACUUUAUUGUUUUUAUUAUUGGACGCAAAUUCAGAUUCACAAACAAUUCAUUCCGCGAUCCAAUGAGCCCUCGAUGCUGAAGUUCCCCUCGCUCGCAAUAUGUACCCAUGCAAGCCGGAGCGUGAUCAGAGUUCUGGAAGUCAUUGAAAGGCUCAAUUUCGAAGUUCUUCCCAAUUUUACAGUAAGCACUUCCCAUCAACUAUCCCCUCAUGUUCCUGAACAAAGACACAUCAGGCCCCCGUCCACGUCGCGGCGAUUGUGCUCUUGA